Molecule: messenger RNA, 1301 nt
Organism: Linum tenue
Lineage: Eukaryota; Viridiplantae; Streptophyta; Magnoliopsida; Malpighiales; Linaceae
Source: the annotation of a GenBank genome assembly
UUUUCUUCAGGUUGUGCAUCUAUGAUACGAAGCGACAGCGAUAAGCACCUCCAGGCACCACCACCGUCUCCCAUUCCAACCGGAAAAGGUUCUCGCUCUGCUGCCAACUCCAUCUUUACCAACUACCUCCACCACUCCCUCCAAGUUCCCGACCUCUCCGAAGUCCCUGAUCCCAUGACUACUCUAUCUUCUUCUAAUAAUGUGACGAUGUCGGCGCCUGAGCCCAAUCCAUACCCUCACGAGCCACAAGAAAUCAGCCUCCCGUCCAUAGAGUCUCGUGACACUGUGGUCGUGGAUCGCCUCCUCAAAGCUGCAAGGGAGUUUGGCACCUUCACCAUCACCGACCAUGGCAUCUCCACCGAGGUACUUCGAUCACUCGUCCAGAAUGCCGAGCGUGUUUUCCAGGUUCUGGAGGAUACUGAUAUGGGCCACCCGCCUCGUAACUUUGCCAAGCUCCGCGAGUACAAGGAGCAGAUCGAGUGGGUCCGCUCUGGUGAGGAGCGCAUGGAGUGGGCCCGCGGCUGGGUCGGCCGCGACGGUUCUCGCCACUUUGGGGAACAGAUGGAGAAGAUAGCGACAAAGCUAGAUGCGAUCGCGAAGCUGAUAUGUGAAGUGUUCUCAGAAAACUGGACAAAGAGGCAGUUCGGGAGGAGGUUUGAGGAGAAAGAUUCGAUUGUGCGGCUAUACAGAUACAACCGCGCCAGUAACGAGAGCCACGUGGAGUUGGUAAAUCAGCAACAACAGGCACAUGAUGACUGUGGUGGGCAUGCUGUGUGCCUCCACUUACCAGUCUCCCUCUCUCACUUCUUGCUUCAAUCUUCCCUAGGACUUCUCUCAUUCCAUGCCGGCCCUCACGCUCUUGUCGUCUCCGUUGGACGUCGCUUGCAGGAUUGGAGCCUAGGAGAUUUCAAGUGUAUCUCUGGUGAAGUGGUAUGCUCGCCGCAGCUAGAAGGAGGAAAACCCUCCUACUCCGUGGAGCUAAAGUGUUUGUCACUAAAUUUUGAUGUGAAUCGAUCUAAAAAGAAGAGUCUCUUUACGAUCUCCGUGAGGAAUCAAAUAAUUAUAGGGAUAGGGCUUGCUCUUCUAUAUAAACUUGUGGUUUAUGUGUAUACAACAUGGGAAGCUUAUAAACUUCAAAAUCUAUGAUAAAUUUUUUGGGGUUGUUUAGGGUUAUUUUUUUCUUUUAAGUGUACCCUUCUUAUUUCUUUUUCAGCUAAUGACAAGCAAUAGAAUUUUUUUUUUUUGCGUCUCCAUUGGAAUUAAAAUCUAAGCUCAAGUUUUGUAUAGUUAUAUUAGAUUUA